AUGAGUUUUCCAACGAGCAUCAGCGCCGGCGACCUCACUGCUGCGGGAGCAAGUAAAAGUUUACGUGCCAGAAGUUCAACCGUUUGGAGGAACAACAAGUCUUCACGUGAAGAGGAUGACGAAGAAGCUCUCAAAUGGGCUGCUCUCGAGAAGCUCCCCACCUACAACCGUCUAAGGAAAGGGUUGUUGACAACAUCACAUGGAGCUGCAAACGAAAUCGAUGUCACUGAUCUUGGUUUCCAACAGAAAGCAAAUCUUCUUGAGAGGUUGGUCAAAGUAGCCGAAGAGGACAACGAGAGGUUCUUGUUGAAGUUCAGGGAGCGUCUUGACAGAGUUGGGCUUGAUCUUCCAACCAUUGAAGUUCGAUACGAGCACUUGAAUAUUGACGCAGAGGCUUUUGCGGGAAGUAGAGCCCUGUCUUCUUUCAUCAACUCUGUUACCAAUGUCAUAGAGGGAUUUCUUAACUUGCUACAUAUUGUCCCAAGCAAAAAGAAACACGUUACCAUUCUUAAAGAUGUCAGCGGGAUUAUUAAACCUUGCAGGAUGACACUGCUUUUGGGUCCUCCCAGUUCAGGAAAGACCACACUCCUCUUGGCCUUGUCUGGAAAGCUUGAUGAAAGUCUUAAGGUUAAACCACUUCUUAAGACCAAACUCCUCUUGCUAACACUUUUCACCAAAACAAGCUCUUUUUAAUCUGUUUUUCAGUAAAAUAGGAAAACCAAAACAAAAUAUAUAUAUAUAUUCUAUCUUUGGAUUGUAUUUGAUUAUAUCGGAAGCGCUUAGAAGAUUCGAAACCAGCGUCUCCAGAAGCUCCUUCUCAGCGACAGAUCUUCAAACUAAGAAUCGUCGUGAUCGGCGCCGGCCUUUCUUUCCUACACCAUCAAUUCCAUUCCAGAGGACCUGUUUGGAAGCAGUAGUGGCGUCACUCACCGGCCAUCCGAACAAUGCAGGAUCCGCGGACGAAGUUCUGGAAACCAUCUAAUCAACGCACUUCUGCGUGAUUUCGAUCGUUUCCGACAUAGGCAUCAAGGAGUCACAAGAUUUUAGGGUUUUGACGGAGUCCUUGAGGCUCUUAAGCACGUGCUACGAGAGGAACCUCUUGGUCUUGGAAACGAGGUUGUAUUUGUUAGCAAAAAUCAAAGAUGAAGUUUUGAUGAUGAACAGAU
Vigna angularis (adzuki bean) is the source of this 1166-nucleotide messenger RNA. Its product is annotated as pleiotropic drug resistance protein 1-like. Lineage: Eukaryota; Viridiplantae; Streptophyta; Magnoliopsida; Fabales; Fabaceae. The transcript has 4 exons. The record is from RefSeq and is a predicted model, not a curated record. Bases 1 to 693 code for a protein of 230 amino acids.